UUGCAGGCCUAGACUCUAGGUAUCUGAUAUUGAAAGCAAGCUUUGAACCUGCCCAAAAGAUCUUAUUCACCUGGAGAUGAGAUUUUACAAGAGAGGUGUUCGGCGCUCCCUCCUGCCUGUCAACGGUCUUGCAUCCAAAGAUUCAUCUGUGGCAGAGUCACCAGAUCAUGAGGAUCAUGAUGAUGAAGCUGAGAGGCGGGAGAGAAUCAGAGUGCGGUUGUCAAAUACUUCAUUCUCAGCUGAUAAGCGGAAGUCCGUGGGAGGGAUUGGUGGGAUGUCAAAUGAGCAGAUAGCCCAUCACUAUUCUGAUUGCAUCCGACUCAGUGCAGAAAAUGACAAUAAGUAUUAUUGGUUUUGGUGCCUCUCAGAAGUCACUAUUGUUCCAAAGGGUUCUGUGAUUCUAGUUACUUUCUUUCCAUGCUCCUUCUUCCAGAAAAUAACAAGCAAGAAUGCUUUCAGUCUGAAGCUGAUUGACAUGCUUUCUCAAAUGAUGCAAGAUAAGCAGACAAACAACUUCCAGGUAAAGAGGAAGGGAGGAAUGAUCUUGAACGAAGAGGAAAACCUCAAAGAGAACAAGAUUGGUUUGCUAAAGGUAUAUCAUGAUCCAGACCCAGUAUAUCUUAGAGACAUCAUCAACAGCCUCAAUAUCCCUCAUGAGGAGAAUUAUCUCACUGCAUAUCACAACAAGGAGAGUGAUUCCUUCAAGUGGCUCAUUCAACCUGAUUCAAAGCUGGAAGAAUUCACAGAAGAGGAACAAAGGAAAGAGAAAAGCACUCCUAUAGAAACUUUGGAGUGGUGGAAAGAGGAACUGGAUGCAUCUCCUCAGCUUCCCAUCUGUAGUCAUUUCAAUACAUUUUCCUACAAUGAAUGGGACCUAAAUAAGUCUGGACCAGGAGAGACAUUUUCAAAUCACAUCCAGGAGAAUGACCUUGCAUUUGAUGCAGAAGCAGUACCAUCACAGAUGGAUGAAAGCUUUGGAAUAGAGGAGUUCAAUGCAGACCAGGAGAACUAUGAUGAAGAUGGGGACAGGCUUGGAAUGAUGCCAUCUUUGGUCAGCUUGGGGACAGUGAGAACUGUGGGUGCAGAUGCACAAAGGCGGUUUUCUACCUCCAGCCUCCUUACUCAUGUGAGCACAAAGACCCUUGAGUAUAGCUUCUUUGCUAACACAGUCAAUCUGCGGGCCUGGGCUGGACCAGGGCACUGGAAGAUGAAGUCUAAUAAAGCCCCAUCAAUCACAUCUGCUGCUGAUCCUGGGGAAGUGAAAAAGCGGAAGAAGAGUGGAGUAAAAAAGAAAUUAUCUUGUGGGUUAUUGGAGCUGACCUAUGAAGAUGAUUUUUAUGCAAAGGUGAAUCCAUCCAAGCAUGGUAGCUCAAAGAUCAUUCUGAAAAAAGGGAAUGCACACUCUCUCACACUCCCAAAGGAUUAUCAUAUUGACCCAUCAAAGCAAUUCAUGGAUAUGGUAAGGAAUCCACUGGAUAAGAUUCCUUGGAGGUGGAGGAAUACAAGUGGAGAUCAACCAGAGACCCUGUCAGAUGAGGAAGGUGCUCUCAACUAUAAUUACAGCAAUCCAAAUGAUGAAGAAUUUUGCACAUCCAUACAUGAGGAAGGUGGAGGAGAGGGUGGUGAAAUUGAUGAAGGAAUGGAAGAUGAUGGUCUUCCUUCCAGUCAGGAAGAAUUUGCCGGAGAAAAUCUCCUUCCUGUCCCUUAUAGAGUGGAAAAUAUUGAGUUGACUGUUCCUAAGCGAGACAAGAGGAUGAAUAUGAGGAAGCUGAAAGCUGCAACUUGGGCAAUACUUACAGAUGCAGAGCAUGUGGACAAGCCUACUAUAGCCAUGGGGAUGGAAUGGGCAGAUCACCUCCCAAACUCAAUGACCAGGAAGAUGUCUUUUCCAAACCUGUACAAGGAGCUACUUGAUAAGCUCCCAUCAAAAAUGUCCAGUAACUUAUCUGUGGCCCUGUCCUUUGUAUGUCUCUUGCACUUGGCCAAUGAGAAGAUCCUUUCCUUGAGUAACACUGACAGUGGUGAAGUCAUCAUUCAACAAGGAACUGUGUGCACCUUUCCUACAUUGGCUCAAGAAAUCAUGCGUUUUUCUUGAUAUCAGUUCUGGUUUGAAAGCCUGGUUUGAAUAUGUUUUGUCUUCUCUCAGACACCUGC
Darwinula stevensoni is the source of this 2154-nucleotide messenger RNA. The record is from the annotation of a GenBank genome assembly. Lineage: Eukaryota; Metazoa; Arthropoda; Ostracoda; Podocopida; Darwinulidae.